AUGGGAGGACCGGGGGCGUUGCGGAGGAAGGAGGAGCAGCGGGAGGCCGUGGGAGCCGCCUUCUCUGCGCCGUUCGCGGUCCUUUCUUCGGCGUCGUCGCCUCUGGCGGUGGCCCAGAAGUGGAUCACAGAGAAGCAGGAGCGGUUCCAGGUUUGGAUGGCUCAGCAAUCCAUUCCAGUUGAGACUGCCAUUACUACCGGCCUCGGCGCCAUUCAGGGCGGCGUCCUCGGGGGCCUUAUUAGCUCUCUGAGUAAGGACUUGCAGGCCGAGACCGCCAAAAAUGCUGCCUCUGGCCUGGAGGCCAGCUCGGCGAACCCUUUUCUUCAACCAGAGGUGCUCGAAACACCCAUGUUUCUCCUCUAUCUCGCGUCGUUUUACUUGCUGUUGGAUUCUUGCAUCUAGUUUACAUUUGCUUCUUUUUCUGUAAGAUCCGUUUUAACCAAGAUUGAUGUGGUUUCUUGAGUUUAAUCUUUUUUUCUUGUUCCACCCUGUGUGGAACGAAGGAAACUUGGUGAUGUCGUGGUGAUGGCGUUCUCAGUAAUGGCUGCUGACUAAAUUAGUAUUCCAUUUUCCGAUUUACGUGCGGAUACAUUGGUAUUCUCCUCACUGUCAGCCUUGAAGGAUGCAUGGACAUUCGAAACAUUGUUAACGUGCUGCGUAAAAGGCUUAAACCCUAGGUAGAGCACAUAAAGCAGAGCCUUCUCCAAUAUGGCCGCUGGCUGCAAAUGCCAAGUUUAUUUAAUAGGAUCCCAACUUAUAUUCCUUCUGCUGAGUUUCGUUUCCUCAUAUUUUCUAGUUUUACCUUUCUCCGCAUCACUUCAUGCUUUGCAGAUUCUCUUGAGUUCGCCUUCUUUAUUUUCUGUCAGUGUCUAAUUUAUCCGAUAUAUUGAAUAAUUUAGUAAACUGUUCUGAUUUACUCGGGGAUGAAGAUGCAUCUCAUGUUUCUUAUUCUGCGAUUUUUCCAGAUUUUUGGGUUUUUGUUGACCCCAAUUUUCUCUCCCAUGUUUUUCUUAUAGUUCUUGUCAUGUUGAUGCAGUGUGAAAGCUCGUUGUUAAUCAUAGUUCAUUGGGUUAGGUCCACUCUGUUUAGAGAGAGCUCGAUCGAGCAUCAGCCAGCUGGCUCAGGCCAGCUUUGUCAGAUCCUUAGAAGAAACUCACAGUGGCAGAGGAAGAGAGGUGCCAGCCCCUCGACACAAUUAACUGCUAACUGUUGCCCCUAAACACCUUGUUGUCAGUCAGUUUUCUCUAAACACCUCGUUAGGUUGUUAGUGAGCGGAAGAAGAGGUCGAAAUUGAAGAUUAUUGAAAAGAGGGAAGAUCACUCCUUUCUUCGAGAUAUCUCAACUUUCUUCAUAUGAAAACUUUAUCUGGAUUGCUGGACAGCACGCGGACAACAAGUCCCAAACAGUCGAGGCCGCUUGUGGUUUUUGUACUGCAAUCCUUGCUUUAGUUUGCUGCUCUAUGCUCUGUCUCUGGAAACCUGUUUCUUCUUACUGUCCGAAGUUAUUCGUUAUUUAAUCGCGAAUCACAAUCCAUGCAGGGUAUGGCUGGGAGUCCUCUGGUACAGGCUCGCAAUUUCGCAGUCCUGACUGGCGUGAAUGCAGGAAUAUCUUGUGCUAUGAAAAGAAUCAGAGGAGUAGAUGACAUCCAGAACGGGUAUAGAUAAGCCAAGCCGUUUAUUAAUUUUAACUUCAGUUAUCUUUCUCCUGCUGCCGUUUUCCUCCUCGCCUGCUUGUCUUUUUGGAGGUUAUCCUGAGAAAAGAAAGUAUAGUAUAUUGCUCCUGGCAUCGCUCUCUAAUCUAGUUGGAUGUAACUGGGGCACAAGGUGUCCCGAUAUUAUAACCGGGGUCUUCUCCAGAUUUAUUAUGCCAUAAUAGUACAUUGAAUGAACAUCAUUCACGUUUGGCUAAGCUACUUUGCUGAACUAUUAUGAGGGCAGGUGCAGGAUGGUACCCUGGACCAAUGGUUAUUCAUGCUUCUUAGUUAAGAUGUUAUAUAGCCUGACCUAAAAUAAUCUAUAGGGCAACAUGGCUCGCAUUUUCAAGAGUUACCUGUGCAGCAGAAAAGUUGAACCUCGCAAUCUGGUUACACUCCCAUCCAAAAGGGGUGCUGCUCAACAUGUUUUUCAGGCACAGGACGUAGAAAAAUGGAAUGCAUCAGUGCGCUAUCCUUCACUUGAUCAAGAAUUUGUCCGGCUCACUUUAUUCAACGAGUUUAUUGUCUUGCUUUGUGACUAUGGACUGGGCCGCUGGCUGUUUAGCACCAGAGUUUCCGUUAUAAUAUUCGGCCUGGAUCCUCUGUUCUGAUCAGGUGACUAUGGACGUUUCUACUGUGCAGCAUGACAGCGGCCUUUGGUUCUGGAUUCGUGUUUUCUUUGGUGAGCACGCCAGGGAGCCCCAAUUUUGCUUCCGCUGUUGGUACUGGAGCUUUCUUUGCCCUUAUUCAAGGCGGAUUUCAUAAGGUGAGUGAAUAAAAUCCAUGUGAGUUUAGGGUAGUUCGAACUAUUCUUCUGCUUUUGCUUCUCACCAUGCCCAUCCCAAUGCAUUAAACCUUCCGAGGUGUAAAAACCCACCCUCUUUCUUUCUGGUUGGAGAUGCCCGUUGCGAGUAAUUCCUUGAAUGAGACCGAUAAGAUCCCAGAUCAAAGAACUAGGAAUAAUUUAACCUCUGCUGGUUAUUUAUUAUACAAGUUAACCUCUGCGUUGAUUUCUUGAUUUGUUUAUUACUAUUGUUUUUCCUACGGUAGUUUGGGGAGAUGAUGCCGAAAGGAGCAGGUCCCAGUGAAGAUGUCUACUAUACCCAGGCAAGGAGCAUGCUGACGAGACUGGGCUUAGACAGGUAUGAGAAGAACUUCAGGAAAGGGCUGCUCACAGAUGCAACCCUGCCGCUUCUAACGGACAGGCAAGUGGAGCUCCUCCUGUCUCUGCCCUUUCUUUCUUAUCCAUCCCGUAGCUUCGGUUCUUGAAGAAGAUCAAGCUCUGAGACAUGAAAAUGAUUGUCCUCAGUGCCCUCCAAGACGCUGGCAUCCCACCUGGCCCGAGACUCGUCAUUCUGGACCAUGUCCGGAGGUAAGCACCCCUUGUGGGUCCCCCAGCCCAUACUCUCAUCUCAUCUCAUCUCAUCUUGCCUACACAUCUGCAUCUUGCGAUGUAACACAUUGGUUUUUGGUGGGCAUAUUCUAUUAUUCUGCAGGGAUCCCGAGUUCUCCAAGGCAAGGCGUUGA
This is a messenger RNA of Spirodela intermedia, 3220 nucleotides long. Lineage: Eukaryota; Viridiplantae; Streptophyta; Magnoliopsida; Alismatales; Araceae. The record is from the annotation of a GenBank genome assembly.